Molecule: messenger RNA, 5064 nt
Organism: Misgurnus anguillicaudatus (oriental weatherfish)
Lineage: Eukaryota; Metazoa; Chordata; Actinopteri; Cypriniformes; Cobitidae
Gene: slc16a4
Product: solute carrier family 16 member 4
Biological process (GO): transmembrane transport; monocarboxylic acid transport
Molecular function (GO): monocarboxylic acid transmembrane transporter activity
Source: RefSeq, a predicted model, not a curated record
AGAUUAAGUGCACGCAUUGAAAAAAGAUAGGUAUGUAUUAAUUUGUCUAAGUUGAUGUAAGAACAUAGUAAAAUAUUGAUAAAUGGUGGUGUUUUCCUUUAAAAUGAGUUGACUCAAUCUAUUGGAAAAUGCAUUUGAGGCUGAAAUGUAGAUAAGUCAAUCAGGCUUGUCAUGGCCGGUUUCUUCUGCAUGUGUGUGAUGGCCGGUGUCCAGAAACAUUUUGGCUAACAGUUAACUUGUGAUGACCUGGCUCAUCUCUCCACUGUAAAAGAUUCAUGAUUUUCACCUUAACUUGAUUAAUGAGAAUCAGAUAUACAAGUGUAAACCAGUUUGUUGGCCAAAUGUGUGGAAUUUGACUUGGGGAGUUGCUGUGAGGUCAUAAUGUAAGCUCUGUAAAAAUACGUAAAAUCAUGUGUAGCAUAAAUGUUAAGAGUUUAUUUUUAAUGUUUUUGUGGACUUACUGUACCUUUUUUAUCAUUUGUCCUUUUUUAAAAGUGGCAGGUCUUCAAAACAUAUAACCAGUUAUUUUAUGCUGAAAAGCAGAAUUAUCUAUACAGUAUAUAACAUAACUUUAUCACUUUUAGUAGAGAAUAGAUUUGACAGUACCAGUGUAGGCUACUCUAAUACUUUUUACAGAGACUGUUUAUUGCAUAAUCUAGCAAGAAGCAGCGGGUCAAUUUCCUAAUAAAAUAAACAUGUUCAAAGUUUGUGUGUCCUGAUAUCAGCAGUGAUAUUUCUGUGGCAAUGUAGCAUAUCUGAUAAAAUCUGAUUUAUCUAUCUGCAUCCUAUUGAGUAAACUACAUAAAAACAACUUGGCAAUGUUUUACCUUGAACUAAAGUAAAACACCAUGUUUUGGUUCUGCAAUAUUCAAAACAGUCUUCAUUUAUUGUUAACUUGUUUUGGUUUAACAACUCGGUUUAACAUUUUUAGUGCAUAAGCAAAACGUUAACCUUUUAUAUAAUUUCCCCUGAAGUUGUCAGUUUAGUGAUUUGCGUGCCUCAUGGUAAUCAUGCAAGAAAGAAAUAAAACGAUCUCUGAAAUUAGUUACGCUUCAACAACUUGGUUUUGGGUUCCGGUCACGUGGUGGUCAUACACAAGGGGUCGGUCUCUAGCUACACAGACGCACCGCCCUGGCAGCACCCAAUCUCUGCCGGUCUGAGAUAUGUGACCAUGAGAGUCUCAGAGACUGAGUCAAAAUAAGUCUAAGUAAGUCUAGCCAUGAUCAGGAAUGACUUUGAUAAGAUAUACUAUCAUAAGAGGAGCUGACAUUGGGAAAUACGGAUGUUCCCCGAGGCGUAACUGUAAAAGCGCGCGUGAGCACACAUUCAUUCAGAACAGGUCCUAAUAAGUGAACCCUGAAAUAAAGUCGCUGAUAUCAUCUGCGGGAAAUGGUGUAAAGUACUGCAAUCAGGUAGCGCGCAUUCACAUGCACGCCGCGGGACUUGAACUCUUGUGCGCGCUAUCCAGAGAGGAGCGCUAUGCGGCUGCGGACAGCGCGCGACUGGAUCAGCACUGGCGUUUGGGUUAAUCAAAGACAAGGUCUACAAGUUAAGCUUCCAUUGCAGAAGAUGACACAAUAAGCUGUCAGCUCAGUUUCUCUUCAUUUACCAACUAUGCUACCAAAAGAGCAACACAAUGAGGGCAAGGCAGCCAAAAUCCUCCACUAUGAAGAAGUCAAGUCUACGAAGAGAGAAAAGAGCGAGAUUGUGUAUGUGGACCCACCAGAUGGAGGUUGGGGUUGGAUGGUGGUUCUGCAUUGUUUCCUAGUGAAUGUGUUGGUAAUGGGCACACUGAAGAGCUUCGGGAUCUUCUUUGUGGCAUUGCAGGACGAGUUUGGAGGCUCAUCGGAGAGUAUCAGCUGGAUCGGGUCCAUCAUGUCAAGCCUCAGGCUCUCUGGAGGUCCGUUGGCCUCAGUGGCGUGCGCAAAGCUGGGGAACAGAGUUACAUCCAUAAUGGGGGCGUUUCUCGUGAGUGCCGGCUUUAUCUGCAGCAUAUUUGCCUCCAGCGUGAUCUACCUUUACAUUAGCAUGGGGCUGGUUGUAGGUCUCGGGUUUGCUCUGCUAUAUCAGGCCUCAUCCGUUGUAAUAGUGGACUAUUUCCGAAAGAGGUUGGCAACUGCAUAUUCUAUUGGACGCUCUGGCAUGGGUCUGACCUUCGCCCUCGCUCCCUUCACUCAGCUGCUUUUGGAUCAGUAUGCUUGGCAGGGUGCUCUGUUGAUUAUGGGUGGUCUGAUGCUAAACCUGGUGGCCUCUGGGAUGCUUCUGCGCCCCAUUAAUGUAACACGUCCAGCCUCUUUAACUUCAAACUCCGCCCAGUCCAAUGCUCCCCCUGACCCCCUAAGAGGAUUGGAAAAAGACCCAUCUAAAAACAACAUAAAUGGCAACACACCUGUGUCCAAUGGCAUCUCCAAAAUGGACAGCUCCCCUUCCUUUCAAAGAGAUACGCUUAUCAUAGAUAACCCAGCGCAGAGCAACGCUCUCCCACAUUUGGAACUUAAAAAACUCAUUCAGAAUGGAGUAAAUGGAACCGACAGCAGCCAAAUUAAAGUUGCCCCUGAGAUGAAUGGGGUAUCUCCUGUAGAUAAUUUACUUGAGAAAACCAGAACUGAAAAUGCACCUAAAAGUUCGAAUAAAGUGUUGGACUUCUCGCUAUUGAAGAACCCUCUCUUUUGCAUCUACACCUGGUCGGUGGUCUUCAGUCAGUUGGCUUAUUUUAUCCCUUACUUUCAUUUGUCUGCAAGAGCCCGGACCCUGGGCAUCGACCCCAUGGAUGCCUCAUUCAUUAUCUCUGUGGCUGGUAUAACAGAGACAGUGGCUCAGCUUGCAUCAGGUUGGGUGACGGACAAGAAUCUGGUUCACAAAUAUCACUAUCAUAAGGCUUACCUGAUUCUGUGUGGUGUGGUUAAUCUUCUCUCGCCCCUGGCCACCUCUUACAUCCUGCUCAUGGUUUAUGCUGUUUUCUUUGCUAUCUUCUGUGGGGGUUAUAUGGCGCUCCUGCUUCCUGUGCUGGUGGAUUUGGUUGGUUCUGAAAAGCUCAAUAACUCCAUGGGGUUCUCAAUGUUCUUUGUGGGGCUUGGCUGUUUAACAGGUCCUCCUCUGGCAGGCUUCCUGUACGACUACACUCAGACCUACGACUGUUCGUUUUACCUGGCGGGGGUGUGUUAUCUACUAUCAUCGGUUUCUCUUUUCUUGGAGCCUCUGGCGAGACGCUGGCAAGCCAAAAAAAAUCUGAAGACAUUAAAUGAAGAGCUAAUGUGGAGUAAUGGCUGUUUCUGCCCAGCACCUCAAAGAAAUGGUGCUGUAUAAGACUUUUAAACCAUUUCGUGCAGUUCACCCCUUGUGGGGUAAAUGAAAGAGGACCUGAACUUUUGAAUGGACCACAGUAUGCAUGGCAAGCAAAUGAAAGUUUAUUUAAAUGCUGAGAUUUAUCUAUGACCAACACAAUACGAAUGCUUGAGGACACUACAAUGCAAAAGUUUUUGCAAGAUUUUGAGUUUUGAUACAAAUCAAAAACUGUCAAUCAGCACAUACUGAGUCUUAAAUGGCAUUAUUUAAGCAUUUUUUAUAUUAAGUGUCCCUACAUGGUUUCAAUCUAGCACAUAGUCAACAAAUCAAAGAUCUUCCUAUUUUAAAUGCGUCCACUGGCUUGAUCUGUGUGUAACUUGGACCACAGGGCAAAUGGACGAAUUUGAUGGUGAUGGUUCUAGGGGUGUCCUGAAGUACCACACCAGUUAUCCAAAGUUUUUAUCUGAUUCUGUCCCAACCCACUUUUUCUUUUAUUUCCUAAGCAGAUUGAAUAACUAGGGUAUAUUUCAUCACAGUUGGAGCUAAAUUUACAGAAAGGUGACCCUUUAUGGUUUGACACCCCUAUUUUAUGCAAUAAGUUUGUAAAGGGCUGCCACAUAAAGCUGUGUCCCACAUUCUGAGCCUUGAAUGCCUACAAAUGUGUAUAUGAAUUUUUAUAACGUUUAGUACUAUGUACAGAACUGUAUAUGCUGGGCCACACUGACUGACAUUAAUAUGGAUCAAGUUUAAUUUUGUCACUUGGUUUGAAAGAUGUUCUGGUCCAGUAUCUCAAUAUUCCAAACAUGUUUUUUCUUGGCUGGUGCCAAAUGACACACUGUAGUGUUCACUACUAACAACCAAGUGAUUUUCUGGAACAAACCGCUGCAUUCGGAUUAUGAGUGAAAAGCCUUACUAAUGAGCCAAGAAUUGCAGGAAUUAGGUCAGUUGGUUGGUGGGUUCACGUGUACUGGAAACCCAGACGGUGAGCAUUUAUGCAGGGAGUUUCUUUGCAAUUUUGGUUGCAUUAAAUAUCUCACAGUGCAGCUCUGUUUAUCACCAGUUUGCCUUUGUAUGCAGCGGCUGUGCUAAAUGUCCUGUAAUGAGAGCCAAAGAUGCAACAAUAAUUUAUAGCUCUAUGCAUUUGAGCAUGUCCUCCUUAUUUAGCAAAGUGCAUUAAUUACUGCUCACACACUGCCCUCUAGUGACACACACUGUGUACUGCCACUGGAAUGCUGGGUCAAUUCAUGCAAGCCAUGCUCUGUAGAGCUUUAAAAAGCACAGUUACUUUAUUUUAGCAACACUGUGAUGUUAAACUGUUUAUAUGACUAUAUACGCACAUAUGUAACAACUAAAUGAAAUAGAGACAUUAUGUAGCAAUUGUUUUCAAGAUUUUCAUUAUUAUUUCAUUUAGUGCUCUUUGAAGGGUGGGUGGUUGUGUCAAUAAUGUUAUCUUUAAUUGUAAACUGCCUUUAAGACAGCUGCCUUUUUGGUUAGGGGCACUUGUCAUGGACAGUGACUUCAGCAGUUAUACUGUACUGUUAGUUUUGGAGGUUGUAUAGCUUGAUGCUAUGGGAAUAAUUAUGUGAAAGGUAUUUUAUACUUUUACUAAAGGUUUGGGGGACAAUAUGUUGUCAUUUCCUGAAAUGUUUGUUGAUUUCCAUAAGAUGUUUUUAAGGUUUCCCAUAUUUAGAGUUUUGGGGAAAUGAAUAUCUUACUGAUUGUAUUAAGAUGGGACAGAACAUUUUAACAUUAAAACUUUGUAUUGUUAUAUAAUGAUGA